Molecule: messenger RNA, 929 nt
Organism: Acaromyces ingoldii
Lineage: Eukaryota; Fungi; Basidiomycota; Exobasidiomycetes; Exobasidiales; Cryptobasidiaceae
Exons: 2
Coding region: 27-929 (300 amino acids)
Source: RefSeq, a predicted model, not a curated record
GUCACAACCAGCCACUCUCCCACCAAAUGCAUCCACAGUUUCAGGAGCCAUCCGUGUUUGACAGCCGCACAGCACGAAUCUUUGAAAACCACAUAAUGCAGCAGCAGAUGAUGCAGCAGGCUGCUCAUCAGCAUUCGCACUGGGGAACACAAAAACAAGAACAACUCGGCACACCAUCCUACAUGAAAUCUCAGCUCCAGCCUACUAAGAGCCAGAUGCAACGACAGUGGCUUCACAGCCUCCAUAAGCUACAGCAGAUAGAGGCAUCCUCAUCGUCGCACCAUUUGCCUCGUGGCAAAGGCCCAGCACAAUCUUCACAAGAUCCCUUGGCUUCUGAGCAGGUGAAUAAAUCGGACCCUAAAAGCCGGCAACCUCAAGAGGCCAGUGCCUCACAAACGCACCUCUCGCAAUAUGCGAUUGACUUCUUGAUGGAAUCCGGACUAGUUCCCUUGAAGCUGCACCCGCUAGACACCAAGAUCACACUAUACUGGCGUGCUCCACUGACGAUCGAAGAGCAGAAUCUCGCUACUUUAGGUCUAGUCGCCAGCAAUAUGAAUUCAGAUCACAGGACCAGGCGCGCCUUGCCCACUCAUCAGACAUACUCGUCAAUGCUCGCGACUCUGUUCGGCAACUUUUUCAAGGAAGUUGCACGUCCCCGAAACUUUUUUGAAAGCAGAUUGUCGCAAAAAGCAGCGGCCAUACUCAGGCUUGAGCUUCAGAAUUUGGUUGCACGAGCAAAGCGCGAGGGUAAUUUUGACGAGAGAUAUAAACCUUUCGAGACAUUCUUGGAAGAACAUGACAAGAAGCGGAAACAAUACCUCGAGAGCAGAGCAAGUGCACAGAGGACUCAUGAACAGAAGAGAAAGGAAAAGGGUCAGGUUCCUUCCGAAGAAAUUUUAGCAGAGGAGACAAAGAUCGUCCGGCCAUAG